Molecule: messenger RNA, 15155 nt
Organism: Manacus vitellinus (golden-collared manakin)
Lineage: Eukaryota; Metazoa; Chordata; Aves; Passeriformes; Pipridae
Gene: USP9X
Product: ubiquitin specific peptidase 9 X-linked
Exons: 45
Coding region: 159-7850 (2563 amino acids)
Biological process (GO): protein deubiquitination; cell migration
Cellular component (GO): cytosol; nucleus
Molecular function (GO): cysteine-type endopeptidase activity; cysteine-type deubiquitinase activity
Source: RefSeq, a predicted model, not a curated record
GUUAUGCAAUGGUCUCUGCAAGAUGUCAUGUUCUUGAGUUGGAGCUUUUUAAGGCAAGCAUAUGCUGGUACUUCAACUUAACUAAGUGGACUAUAAUUUCUUCUCUCACAUCAACUACAUAAGCAGACAAAAUUGCAAAGAUCUGCCCUGUGUCGAGUAUGACAGCCACGACUCGUGGCUCUCCGGUAGGAGGGAAUGAUAGCCAGGGCCAGGCUCCUGAUGGACAGUCCCAGCCUCCCCUCCAGCAGAAUCAGACUUCUUCACCUGAUUCUUCCAAUGAGAACUCCCCAGCUACCCCACCUGAUGAGCAGGGCCAAGCUGAUGCUCCACCCCAGCUUGAAGAUGAGGAGCCUGCAUUUCCACACACAGACCUGGCAAAGUUGGAUGACAUGAUCAACAGGCCUCGAUGGGUUGUACCUGUAUUGCCGAAGGGGGAAUUAGAAGUUCUUCUAGAAGCUGCUAUUGACCUAAGUAAAAAAGGCCUUGAUGUAAAAAGUGAAGCAUGCCAGCGAUUUUUUCGAGAUGGGUUAACAAUAUCCUUCACAAAAAUCCUUACAGAUGAGGCAGUGAGCGGCUGGAAGUUUGAGAUUCAUAGAUGUAUUAUUAACAACACUCAUCGACUAGUGGAACUAUGUGUGGCCAAGCUGUCCCAAGAUUGGUUUCCCCUUCUUGAACUUCUUGCCAUGGCCUUAAAUCCUCACUGCAAAUUCCAUCUAUAUAAUGGUACUCGUCCCUCAGAAACAGUUCCUGCAGGAGUCCAGCUCGCUGAAGAUGAACUUUAUGCCCGUCCUCCUGACCCACGAUCACCAAAGGGUUGGCUUGUAGAUCUCAUCAACAAGUUUGGCACAUUAAAUGGAUUUCAGAUCUUGCAUGAUCGCUUCAUGAGUGGAUCAGCAUUGAAUGUUCAGAUCAUUGCAGCUCUCAUCAAGCCAUUUGGACAAUGUUUUGAAUUUCUAACAUUACAUACAGUGAAGAAAUAUUUCCUUCCAAUUAUAGAAAUGGUUCCACAAUUUUUAGAAAAUUUAACAGAUGAUGAACUGAAAAAAGAAGCAAAGAAUGAAGCCAAAAAUGAUGCUCUGUCAAUGAUAAUCAAAUCUCUAAAGAACUUAGCUUCAAGAGUUCCAGGACAAGAAGAAACUGUAAAAAAUUUAGAAAUAUUUAGGUUAAAAAUGAUACUUAGGUUGUUACAAAUUUCCUCUUUCAAUGGUAAAAUGAAUGCACUAAAUGAAGUUAACAAAGUAAUAUCCAGUGUGUCAUACUAUACUCAUCGACAUGGUAAUCCUGAAGAGGAAGAGUGGCUUACAGCUGAAAGAAUGGCAGAAUGGAUCCAGCAGAACAAUAUUUUAUCAAUUGUGUUGAGAGAUAGUCUUCAUCAACCUCAAUAUGUAGAGAAGUUAGAGAAAAUUCUCCGUUUUGUCAUCAAAGAGAAAGCCCUUACUUUGCAGGAUCUUGACAACAUUUGGGCUGCACAGGCAGGAAAACAUGAAGCCAUUGUAAAAAAUGUACAUGAUCUCCUCGCAAAAUUAGCUUGGGAUUUCUCUCCUGAACAGCUUGAUCACCUAUUUGAUUGUUUUAAGGCAAGUUGGACGAAUGCAAGCAAGAAACAGCGUGAGAAACUGCUUGAGUUAAUUCGCCGCCUUGCAGAGGAUGACAAGGAUGGUGUGAUGGCACACAAAGUGCUGAACCUGUUGUGGAAUUUGGCUCACAGUGAUGAUGUACCAGUUGAUAUCAUGGACCAGGCUCUUAGUGCCCAUAUUAAAAUCUUAGAUUACAGCUGUUCACAGGAUCGAGAUACACAAAAGAUCCAGUGGAUAGAUCGUUUUAUAGAAGAACUUCGCACAAAUGAUAAAUGGGUCAUUCCUGCACUGAAACAAAUUAGAGAAAUUUGCAGUUUGUUUGGUGAAGCACCACAGAACUUGAGUCAAACUCAGCGAAGUCCCCACGUGUUUUACCGACAUGACUUAAUCAAUCAACUUCAGCACAAUCACGCCCUAGUUACAUUGGUUGCAGAAAAUCUCUCUGCCUAUAUGGAAAGCAUGAGGCAGUAUGCUAAAGAGCAUGGGGAAUAUGAUCCUCAAACUGUAAGGCCAGGAAGCAGAUACAGUCACGUGCAGGAAGUACAGGAGCGACUCAACUUCUUACGAUUUUUAUUGAAGGAUGGUCAGCUGUGGCUCUGUGCCCCUCAGGCGAAGCAAAUAUGGAAGUGUUUAGCUGAAAAUGCGGUUUAUCUUUGUGAUCGCGAAGCCUGUUUUAAAUGGUAUUCCAAACUAAUGGGGGAUGAACCAGACUUAGACCCUGACAUUAAUAAGGACUUCUUUGAAAAUAAUGUGCUUCAGCUGGAUCCUUCCCUAUUAACAGAAAAUGGAAUGAAAUGUUUUGAACGUUUCUUCAAAGCUGUGAACUGUCGGGAAGGAAAGCUAGUAGCAAAGAGAAGAGCCUACAUGAUGGAUGAUCUGGAAUUAAUAGGAUUAGACUACCUUUGGAGGGUUGUGAUUCAGGGAAAUGAUGACAUCGCCAACAGAGCAAUAGACCUUCUUAAAGAGAUCUAUACUAAUCUUGGCCCAAGGUUACAAGUUAAUCAGGUAGUGAUUCAUGAAGACUUCAUUCAGUCCUGUUUCGAUCGUCUAAAAGCCUCCUAUGAUACUUUAUGUGUGUUGGAUGGAGAUAAAGACAGUAUAAAUUGUGCAAGACAAGAAGCAAUACGGAUGGUGAGAGUGUUGACUGUUUUAAGAGAAUAUAUAAACGAAUGUGACAGUGAUUACCAUGAAGAGAGAACUAUUCUACCUAUGUCAAGAGCUUUCCGUGGUAAACAUAUCACCCUGGUAGUUCGUUUUCCCAACCAAGGCCGACAGGUGGAAGAUUUGGACAUUUGGUCUCACACGAACGACACCAUUGGCCAAGUGCGGCGUUGCAUCCUCAACCGCAUCAAAGCCAACAGUGCACACACGAAAGUGGAGCUGUUCAUUGGUGGGGAGCUGGUGGACCCUGCAGAUGACAGAAAACUCAUUGGGCAGCUGAACCUCAAAGACAAAACGCUAAUUACGGCUAAGCUCACACAGAUAAAUUCUAAUAUGCCCUCAAGUCCAGAUAGUUCUUCUGACUCUUCAACUGGUUCUCCGGGCAACCACGGCAAUCACUACAGCGAUGGGCCAAAUCCAGAAGUUGAAAGCUGUUUGCCUGGAGUGAUCAUGUCACUGCAUCCUCGGUACAUCUCUUUUCUUUGGCAAGUUGCAGACCUGGGCAGUAGCCUAAAUAUGCCACCCCUUAGAGAUGGAGCUCGUGUUCUAAUGAAGCUCAUGCCACCAGAUAACACUACAGUUGAGAAACUAAGAGCUAUUUGUUUAGAUCACGCAAAGCUUGGGGAAAGCAGCCUUAGUCCAUCCCUUGAUUCGCUAUUCUUUGGUCCUUCUGCCUCACAAGUGCUGUACCUAACAGAGGUAGUUUAUGCCUUGUUAAUGCCUGCCAGUGCACCCCUGGGAGAAGAUGCCAGUGACUUCCAAUACAACUUCUUAAAAAGUGGGGGUUUGCCUCUUGUGUUGAGCAUGCUGACCAGAAAUAACUUCCUACCAAAUGCAGAUAUGGAAACUCGAAGGGGUGCCUACCUUAACGCUCUGAAAAUAGCCAAAUUGUUGCUAACAGCCAUUGGAUAUGGCCACGUUCGGGCUGUGGCAGAAGCUUGUCAGCCAGUUGUGGAAGGCACAAGUACAAUUUCACCGAUAAACCAGGCUACGCAUGACCAGGCAGUGGUGCUACAAAAUGCCCUACAAAACAUUCCUAAUCCAACUUCAGAAUGCAUGCUAAGAAAUGUAGCAAUACGUCUUGCACAGCAAAUAUCUGAUGAGGCUUCAAAAUACAUCCCUGAUAUCUGUGUUAUCAGGGCAGUACAAAAAAUUGUCUGGGCAUCAGGCUGUGGGUCAGUUCAGCUGGUUUUCAGCUCAAAUGAGGAAAUUAGUAAAAUCUAUGAAAAGACAAAUGCAGGAAAUGAACCAGACCUAGAAGAUGAACAAGUUUGCUGUGAAGCACUGGAGGUGAUGACCCUGUGUUUUGCUUUGAUUCCAACGGCACUGGAUGCACUCAGUAAAGAAAAGGCAUGGCAGACGUUUAUCAUUGAUUUACUGCUGCACUGUCACAGCAAAACUGUUCGUCAGAUGGCACAGGAGCAAUUCUUUUUAAUGGCUACGAGGUGUUGCAUGGGACAGAGACCUCUCCUGUUCUUCAUUACCCUGCUGUUUACUGUUCUAGGGGCAAGCAGCACAGUUGAUUUCCAUUUGAAUCAGAGUACUGCAAGAGAGAGAGCUAAGCAUUCUGGAGACUACUUCACUCUCCUAAGACAUCUUCUUAACUAUGCUUACAACAGUAAUAUUAAUGUACCCAAUGCUGAAGUUCUUCUCAAUAAUGAAAUUGACUGGCUUAAGAGGAUUAGGGAUGAAGUAAAAAGAACAGGGGAAACAGGUGUUGAAGAAACUAUUUUAGAGGGUCACCUUGGAGUAACAAAAGAGUUGUUAGCAUUCCAGACACCUGAGAAGAAAUACCAUAUUGGUUGUGAAAAAGGAGGUGCUAAUCUCAUUAAAGAGUUGAUAGAUGAUUUCAUCUUCCCAGCAUCCAAUGUUUACCUACAAUACAUGAGAAAUGGAGAAUUGCCUGCUGAGCAGGCCAUACCAGUCUGUAGUUCACCAGCUACUAUUAAUGCUGGCUUUGAGCUCCUAGUUGCACUAGCAGUUGGAUGUGUGCGAAAUCUCAAACAGAUAGUAGACACGUUGACUGAAAUGUAUUACAUAGGUACAGCAAUCACUACUUGUGAAGCUCUUACAGAAUGGGAAUAUCUACCACCUGUUGGGCCUCGACCACCAAAGGGAUUUGUAGGGCUAAAAAAUGCUGGUGCCACUUGUUACAUGAAUUCUGUCAUUCAGCAGCUGUACAUGAUUCCAGCCAUCAGGAAUGGGAUUCUUGCCAUUGAAGGCACAGGCAGUGAUGUAGAUGAUGACAUGUCUGGGGAUGAAAAGCAGGACAAUGAGAGCAAUGUUGACCCACGAGAUGAUGUGUUUGGGUACCCACAUCAGUAUGAAGACAAACCAGCACUGAGUAAAACAGAAGAUAGGAAAGAGUACAAUAUUGGAGUUUUGAGGCAUCUCCAAGUAAUUUUUGGUCAUUUAGCAGCUUCCAGGCUACAGUACUAUGUACCAAGAGGGUUUUGGAAACAAUUUAGACUUUGGGGUGAACCUGUAAAUCUACGUGAACAACAUGAUGCUUUAGAAUUUUUUAAUUCCUUGGUGGACAGUUUAGAUGAAGCUUUAAAAGCUUUGGGCCAUCCAGCAAUGUUAAGUAAAGUUUUAGGAGGGUCCUUUGCUGACCAGAAGAUUUGUCAAGGAUGCCCACAUCGGUAUGAAUGUGAGGAAUCCUUCACAACUCUGAAUGUAGAUAUAAGAAAUCACCAAAACCUUCUUGAUUCUUUGGAACAGUACGUCAAAGGAGAUUUAUUGGAAGGUGCAAAUGCGUAUCAUUGUGAAAAAUGCAACAAAAAGGUUGAUACAGUGAAACGCUUGUUGAUUAAGAAGUUGCCUCCAGUUCUUGCCAUCCAGUUGAAACGAUUUGAUUAUGACUGGGAAAGGGAAUGUGCAAUCAAAUUCAAUGAUUAUUUUGAAUUUCCACGAGAACUGGACAUGGAGCCUUACACGGUGGCAGGUGUAGCAAAAUUGGAAGGGGAUGACGUGAAUCCUGAAAAUCAGAUAAUACAAAAUGAACAGUCGGAAAACGAACACUCUGGGAGCACAAAAUACAGGCUUGUGGGUGUGCUUGUGCACAGCGGCCAGGCCAGCGGCGGACAUUACUACUCCUACAUCAUCCAGAGGAACGGUGGAGACGGUGAGAAGAACCGGUGGUAUAAAUUUGAUGACGGAGAUGUGACAGAGUGUAAAAUGGAUGACGAUGAAGAAAUGAAAAAUCAGUGUUUUGGUGGAGAAUACAUGGGAGAAGUAUUUGAUCACAUGAUGAAGCGCAUGUCCUACAGACGCCAGAAGAGGUGGUGGAACGCUUACAUUCUUUUUUAUGAACGUAUGGACACAAUAGACAAAGACAAUGAACUAAUAAAAUAUAUUUCAGAAAUAGCUAUCACCACUAAACCCCAUCAGAUUAAAAUGCCAUCAGCCAUCGAGCGAAGUGUGAGGAAGCAGAACGUGCAGUUCAUGCACAAUCGGAUGCAGUACAGCCUGGAAUAUUUCCAGUUCAUAAAGAAGUUGCUUACUUGUAAUAGUGUCUACCUAAAUCCUCCUCCAGGACAAGAUCAUCUGUUGCCUGAAGCAGAAGAAAUAACUAUGAUUAGUAUUCAGCUUGCUGCUAGAUUUCUCUUCACCACAGGAUUUCAUACAAAGAAAAUAGUCCGUGGCCCUGCUAGUGAUUGGUAUGAUGCAUUGUGCAUCCUCCUUCGUCACAGCAAGAAUGUACGCUUUUGGUUUGCACACAAUGUCCUUUUUAAUGUUUCAAACCGCUUCUCUGAGUACCUUCUGGAAUGCCCUAGUGCAGAAGUGAGGGGUGCAUUUGCAAAACUUAUAGUAUUUAUUGCACAUUUUUCAUUGCAAGACGGACCAUGUCCAUCACCUUUUGCCUCUCCUGGACCUUCCAGUCAGGCUUAUGAUAACUUAAGUUUAAGUGAUCAUUUACUGAGAGCGGUACUAAAUCUGCUAAGAAGGGAAGUAUCUGAACACGGGCGCCACUUGCAGCAGUAUUUCAACCUGUUUGUGAUGUAUGCCAAUCUAGGUGUAGCAGAGAAGACACAACUUCUGAAACUAAAUGUUCCUGCAACCUUCAUGCUUGUGGCUCUGGAUGAAGGUCCAGGCCCUCCAAUUAAAUACCAGUAUGCUGAACUGGGGAAGCUGUACACAGUCGUGUCACAACUGAUCCGUUGCUGCAACGUGUCAUCGAGGAUGCAGUCUUCUAUCAAUGGUAAUCCCCCACUUGCCAACCCUUAUGGUGAUCCUAAUUUAUCUCAGCCUAUAAUGGCACUUCAGCAGAACGUAGCAGACAUUCUGUUUGUGAGAACUAGUUAUGUGAAGAAAAUUAUUGAAGAUUGCAGCAACUCUGAAGAGACCAUCAAGUUGCUUCGUUUCUGCUGUUGGGAGAACCCUCAGUUCUCUUCCACAGUCCUCAGUGAACUACUUUGGCAGGUUGCAUAUUCAUAUACAUAUGAGCUUCGACCUUAUUUGGAUCUGCUUCUGCAAAUCCUGUUAAUUGAGGACUCUUGGCAAACUCACAGGAUUCACAAUGCACUUAAGGGAAUCCCAGAUGACAGGGAUGGACUAUUUGACACCAUUCAGCGCUCGAAGAAUCAUUAUCAGAAAAGAGCUUACCAGUGUAUAAAGUGCAUGGUAGCUCUCUUCAGCAACUGUCCUGUAGCUUACCAGAUCCUUCAGAGCAAUGGAGAUUUGAAGAGAAAAUGGACCUGGGCAGUAGAAUGGCUUGGAGAUGAGCUCGAGCGUAGACCAUACACUGGCAAUCCCCAAUACACCUACAAUAAUUGGUCUCCACCAAUACAGAGCAAUGAAACAUCAAAUGGCUACUUCCUAGAGAGGUCACACAGUGCUAGAAUGACUCUUGCAAAGGCUUGUGAACUCUGCCCAGAGGAGGAACCAGAUGAUCCUGAUGCCCCAGAUGAACAUGAGUCUUCUCCACCUGAAGAUGCCCCACUGUAUCCCCAUUCACCUGGUUCCCAGUAUCAACAGAAUAACCACGUGCAUGGACAGCCAUAUACGGGCCCGGCAGCACAUCAUAUGAACAACCCUCAGCGAACUGGCCAACGAGCACAAGAAAACUACGAAGGCAGUGAAGAAGUUUCCCCGCCUCAGACAAAAGAUUAGUGAAAUGCACAUAAUCAAUUAACUUGCUCCAUCAAGACUGUGCACCCAGGCCUUACAGUCCAACCUUUCUCUGUGUCUGGCUAAUAUUUAAAACUAGAAAAACUAUUCCUAAUCAACAUGGAGUGGAGAGUCUAUUCACUGUCUUAUCUGCAGAAAAUUUGCUGUCAAUAUAUAACCCGCCUGCAGUGGAAAGUGUAUAGUGUUUUGUAAUAAAUGGCCUGAUGCUAAUGUGUAAAUGGCAAAGGUGUAUAUAGUAUAUUAAUGUUUGACUGUUAAUUCUUGAGCAAGAAACAUUUUUUUUUGUCUUGAUGAGACUCACAGAUCUACAAAAACAAAAAAAUAAUUUCUUGAUAUAUCUGCUGCGCUCUGCAACCAGUGUUGCCUGCCUCAUGGCAGUUGGAUCAACUCCUUUAUGAAAAAGCCUAUCCAUGUCAACCACAAAAAUAGUUUCAUGUUAAUUCUUUGCCACUGGAGUCGAUUUUACUAUGAGCAACGUAAUGGCUGGUAACCUUUUAAUUAUUUGGUUGAUGUGGAAAAUUGGUGAUGUAACAUUGUUUCUAGAUCUUUUUUCAUUGCCUUUUUCAUUCUGGUAUUAGGUUAAUCACUUUGAAGCUAUAGUUAUGCUGUAACAUUUAGCAUGGCUUCACACCAAGUUAGUGUAGCCAAUGAGGGGAAAAAAAAAAACAAAAACAAACGUGACAGCAGUUGUCCCAAUGUGACAACUGUAUUGCUCAGAACUUUUUCUUCUUACACCUAGACUAUAAAAUGGGGAGGGAAAAUGUGACAAACAAGUGGUUUUCAGUUUCACAUAUGUUCCUCACAUCUGAUGUUUGACAGUUCUCUCUCUGGGUGGGAUAAAGAACACUUAGUUUUCAGUAAUAGGAAUUUAAAAGAUUUAAAACAAAUAUGCAAAAAUUUGCUAUGCCAGGAUGCCUGGAGCAUAAUAGACUGUAUUUGGUGUGCUUGUUUUGUUUCUUUGGUAGAGCUUAUUAGAUAAAUUUCUAACACUUUCCUUCUACUGCAUCCCAGUGAAGUGGAAGUCAACAAAAUCACAGAGUACUUGUGAGUGCCACUGCACCAAGUUAACUUGCUGGUUUUCUGCUCGUUCACAGUUCUACUUGAAAGCGAGAAUUGUCUUAGCUCUUUAUCCAUUAUACAGAAAAUCUUAACAUUAGAAGCAGGGUUUAAAGAUAAAAGAAACUACUGGUUAGUCAAAUACAAUUCUGAGGUAUCUCUAUUCCAGAAUAAACAUUUGUUUAAAGACUUAAAGAAACGCAUCAGUAAAUACUGUAUUUAAAUGAAAAUUGGUAACUUGAAUGUGUGUAAUUUUUUUGGAACCUGUCUAAAAACCAAAUACCCCUGCAAAACAGAUACAGCCCACCCUAUACUAUUUAAAUAUUUUGCUGUUUUAUUUUAUAGAAAUUAUUUUGCUGAAUUCACAAAUAGAUUUGAUUUAAGAAGAAUGUUUUGUCCUGUGGUGUGUGUUGUUUUUUGGGGUUUUGUUUUUUAAUGGACUGCACAGAAAGGUGAAUUCUGUGCAGUGGCACUAUGCUGAAUUCUGGAACAACAGUCACAUUGAGAUUCUGUGCACAAAAAAAAAAAAAUUGGCCCUUAAGAAUAAAAUAAUCAGGACAAUUACACUGUAAAAGUUUCUUAAUGUGAUUUAUCUUGUACUUUUUGUAUGUUUUUAUAUAUACAUAUAUAUAUUUAAGAGCACAAGCUUGAUGGUGUUUUUUACAAAUGAGUUGAUAGAAACAAAGCUGCUUAUCAAAUUAAAGGUCUGUAGUUUUGAAAUGAACAAUGGCAAAUCCAGUUGCAAGUGCAUUCUUAGGCAUUUAGUGUAACAAGGGAGGGACACAGAAGAUUUUUGAAUAUGCUUGUGUAGUGAUGAUCACUUUUAUGCUUCCAUGUUUUUCCUAGUGCUAAAAUUAAUUCAGAUUUUUUCAUAGUUUUUUAGUAACACCAUUUUACCUGGACUUAGUAAAUUUGAAUAAAGUGUUCCCAUUUAUGUUUGGGAAUGCUUGUUGGAGGUUUUAACUAAAAAAAAAUUCUACCCUGAGUUCUCAAGUUGAAAUAGUUCAUAUUUAUUUGGACCAGUAAUUGUUAAACAAGCUAUCUCAGAGGCAAUUAUUACAUAUUUUUUACUAUAUAGGUAAAAUAUAUAAUGUGCUAGUUCAGCCUUGCCAAAUGUGUUUGCUUUUAAUAGUGCAAUGAUUGUAGAGACAUGUCAAACCUGUGACACUUUAAGGCUGUGGCUUUCUUCAGCCGUACCCACCCCUGUCCCUGAACUGGGAAUGGCUGCAGUGGCAGUUGUUUUUUUGAGGCAGCAAAUUGAGAAUAUUGUGCAUCUUUGUGACGUGAAGAAGGAUAAGCCCGUCUUGUUUGCUGCAGCUGCUGCUUUUAGAACAGGUGUAAGGUGCAAUGUUUUCUUCACUCUGGGCAAAACAGUUUUGAAUUGUACUUAACAAAUACUGUACAAGCAAAAAGUUUGAUAUGCAUGUUACUGGUGCAGCAUCUUGGCAGGUGAUUUUCAGGCGACACACCUGGUGAUACCUCGUUGGUGAUGGCACACACUUUAAAGCAGUCGUCCUCAAAGUGCCUAAAGAUUUAAUUCCCCCCUCACUAAUUUCAGUCCUGUUUUUCUGUUCAGAACAGUUUCUAGGGAAUCUCUGGUCUUCCAUAAAACGAGCCAAUAAAUAGUAAAGCAAUUACUCGUGUUCCUGGCAGUGUAACACGGAAUACAUAGAAACUGAGAAUCCAUAGGUGAUGUUAAAUGGGGUUUAAUGUGUAGUUUGACCUCAAGGGUCAAACUUAACCCCUACUACUACUCUUGUGCGUUUGGAUUGUGGUUGUUUAGUGACUAAAAUAAGCUUUUUAACACUUGCUACUUGUCAGUGUUAAAAAUAGUACAGCCAUAUAUAAAAGGAGUUCAGUCACUGUUGGCGUAUCAGUAAAUGUGCUACGUUUCAGUCACAGAGUUGGUCACCUGCACCUGUGUUACCCUUUGACAACAAGGAGAUGGCUCAGGGUUCAGUCAGAGCUUGUUUGUCCUGCAGGACCCGAUCUCGUGGUGAUGGACAAGCAGAACAGGACUCUGCUUGACUUGGAAUUUUUUACAUUAUUCUCCCUGCUGACUGCCAGCUCUGAAAAUUCGAGUUCUCUGUUUUUCAAGCUGGUGUAUCUUACUGAAAUGGAGCCAGAAAGAAAAUAAAUUCCCCAAUGACAUUUCUCUUUUUUUUUUUUUCCCCAAAGUGAAACUUCAGACAACAUGAGAGAUUUGUGUUAUCAUAAUUGCUGUUAUGCCUUCUCAGCCACUUUGUUGUGCCUAGCUUGUGUGUUUUAGCAUAUGUAUCAUGAAAAAGCACUUAUGGUUCCAAAACUUCCUAUAUAUUUCCUGAGCUCCAGGAGAGAAUGAGAUUAGCCAUUCUGCCAAAGCUAAAAUGGGCAAAAAUUGGCUGCUGUAGCAAUUUCCUCCAUUUUUGGUUUCAAUAAAUUUUGUCUACCUCUGAGUCUUUUGCCAGAAAGGCUGAUAAACUGUGUCAUGGCAAAGUGGCUCAAUGUUUUUGUUGGUGUGAGUUGCAGUUACUGGGCAUUGCAGGGAGGCUUUCAGUGCAAUGGAUUUAACUUCAAAUGAAAGCUAAAGACUGACUGUAGAAAUUAGGGGAACAAGUGGCAUGUUAGUAAAUUUGAAGAGUAACCAAUUAAGUGUUUAAAUAUCUUAACUAAACCUUGUUAGUUCACACUUGCGAAUACACAUUGAAAGCAAAUUCCUCCUAGUGAUCAAAGACACACACCUUAAUUUUUGGGAGGGUGAGAUGCUGAUGCUUAUCUCACAUUUCUUAAGACAGGUGAGGGAGUUUCCCUUUUAUGGCCCAGCUUCAGCACAGUGUAAUCAGGACAACAGUAAUUUUUGGCUCCCCAUCUUCUUACUUUCUAUGCUCUCCAUCAUGUUCAUGAUACCACUUUUUUCACAGCCAUGAGGUCUUGGGAACAAAGUCCUGCCUUCUAUAGGGCCAGGCAAGACAGGCUUUCUGGGGAGCAGUAGGAGCUGUCUUGUACGUGCUGUGUGCUGCACAGUGGUGCUGCAGGAACAAAGCAAGGGCAGAGCAACCCAGCUGCUUCCUCCUGCAGGGUUUCUGAUCCUCUUCCAGGUGGUCUCAUGAAGAGGACAACAGCAAGCCCCUCUUUUAGGCUCAGUGCACUUUCUCCUGGUUUGCAGCUGGGAUCAGAGCACACUGGAGCAGUGACCUCCCUGUGUGUGCCCUCUGUGCCAUUCCAGGGUGUCCAUGUCCCUGCCUUCUCGUGGUCUUUGGGGAUUGUCAUGUCAGUUCAGUCACUUACACUGGGACUUGCCCUCUAUUCCAGCCUGGACAGCUGUACUGGGCUGGAAGGGCUUUAACCAACCCCAGCACUGUCACUUUUCACACUGUGGAGCUUUGUAAGGUUCACAGCAUAAAUGCCCUUUUAUUUCUGAGUCAGCUCCCUCGGGGUGACUGUUUUAAAGUGUCAGUAGCCAUUCCUUUGUCCUUUUCUACUGGAGCAACUGCUCAGUCCCACUCCUGCAGUGUGUGUUAGGGUAGGCUGUUCGUGGAAUUGUGUUGAUGUAUUUUCCAGCCGUUAAAUUCAGAAAUCCUCAUCCUGUAAUCUGAUUUUCUAAUGCAAGUUGUGAUGGAUCCCUGGAUUUCAACAGCAUUUGUGCAAGUUCAGUUGAUUUAAGCACUGCAGGAAUGGAAGUUGGUGACGUGUUGCAGGGGUCAAGCCAGAUCAGUCAGUGGGUGGCACAAAAGACAGAUCUCUCUCUUGUUUGCAGACAGUGAAAUCAAAACAAGAACGAGGGAAUGAGUUUCUGAAGGAGAAAAACACUCUCCUGAAUAAGGGCUAACUUUUCAUUGGAUUUUUAAAUACCCAAUUCCGUAUUUUUUAGCUUUAGAAUUCCUUAGAGCCACUUUUUGAUAAUAAAACUGACCUACAGGCUGUUUCCUUGGAAGAAUUAAUAUAGCCUUAAUCACAUCAGCACAAUUCUGAAGUGACAGGGUCAUUCUUCAGUGGUCAAAAUAAUGUGCAAAAAAUGUCUCCUAGUCUUUAACCAUGAGCUAACCUUGAGGAAUGGAAAUAAGAGAAAAAAGGGUCUGUGAAUUCGUCCAAAAUCUAAUCAUAGAAAAAUAAGAUCGUUCCCUUCUUCUCUGUCUCUGUACUAUUCAAAAUGUCUGGUAGUGUUAAUUUUUGUUCUUAAGUUUGCAACAGCUAUCCCAGUAACUUGGUUUGUGUUGCCCAAAGUGGUGUCAGCUGCACAGUCUGCAGCAUCCUGAUGGGUUUAGUCCUCACCAGAGGAAAGCCUUUAAAUGUUUGGGUUUUUUCCCCAAAUCCACAUUUCCAUUGUGAUGUGCUGUUUCUGUUUCCAUACAAUGCCCAGGGCUGGAAGAAUGCUUUCCAAGUGUGGUUUCACCUGAGCCAUUAAGCGAGCAGUUCUGUUCCCUUGCUGUAGUGACACCUCUGUAGGUGCAGCUUUUAAAGGUAUCGGCCUUCUUUUCGUAGCUUUAUUUAUUGAAAUGCUGCUCAGUUCUUGUCCCUCCACCCCUAAAUUCCUGUCCAUCAUUUCUUGUGAUUCUUUCUUACAGAAUUUUUCCGCUCUGGAUUGUAAAGGUCAUUUUUAUAUUUAAUAUUUUUGUAUUUUCUUGGAAUCAAAUCCCUUCACUUGCCAUGAUGUUGUUUACCUCCUUUUUUUUCUUUUACUUACACCUGUUGUCCUGCUGUUUGCUGCUGCAAAAAAAAAAAAAAAAAUGCUUGCCAGGCAGCCUCCAAAGCAGAGCUUUUUACUGUGCAGUAGCAGCAGCCUUGACCCAGGUGGGCUUUGUCAUCUCUCAAAUCUCCUCGUAAUUUGUGUGGGAUUGGAAAGCUUUGUGCUACUGAUGGCAGCCAGGAAUUCUAAUAGCUUGUGGCUUAUUGGGUUUCUUCAGUUGAUUAGUUGGUUGGGUUUUUUUCCCCCUUCAUUUUCUAUCUUGAACAGUUGGUUUGUACAGGUGAACAAAACCAGUAGGUUUUGCUGGAAUCUACUCUGGAAAAGAAGGCUGAUUGAAAAUGUGGACACUUAAUAUACUUGAUUGUAUUUAAAUAUCUGGUAGGUGCUUUAAAGUCCUCAGAAGGUCUUCUGGAAGCAAAUUCUAAAGCUUAGAAAUGUGAAGACUAGGUCUUCAGGAUUUAGUGAUAGAAAUUCUAUCAGCCUCCCCUGUGCGUGGUUAGGGACAGGUGAAAUAGCAGAAAUGGGAGUAUUUCCCUGAAGGGAGAGGUCAUGCUCUGUGAAAUCCCUGGGGAACUGGAAAUGGGCUUUUCUCUGGCCCCACACACCCACUGGCAGCAGCUUGUGAGCCCUCCCGGUGUGAACUGUCCUGAACCACAGGAUCCCCGGGAACCGAGGAGCUGAUUCCUGGCAGGAACUUGAGAUUAAGUAGCAUGUAAAGCAUUUUCUAUCCUUUUUCUCCUCUUAAGAUCUGUACCAAGUCGAAUCCUCUGAGCAAAUACAGGGAGUGGGCUGAGUGAGGGGCUUCCCCAGCUGCCUCUGUGAAUACUUUCUACCUCUUGACGUUCUUUGCCGGCUGUUCCGCCGGGAGCGGCUCCAGCAGCGCGGGAGCUGCUGUGGGUCGGGCCAGCACAGGUGCACAAAGACCUGGUGGGGCUGUUUGCUGGGCAGGCACGGGCAGUCCCUGCCUCCCCUGGGGAUGUACGGGAUCAUUUGGGGUACCUGUGUUUGCAUCAAAGUGGAGGAACUGGCAUUUUUCAGGUGGCACCACAUGGACUCACAAACACUCCUUACUCAGCCUCUCGUGCUGCCUCAGUUCCCGUGUGGAGUAGCAUCAAAUCCGUUCACAACUAAUGUUCAAAUAAUGGAACUGUAGGGAGGAACUUGGGUUUCCAGCUGGGUUUAGAAAGGGAGGGAUGUGGGAGUGUGAAAAGCCAGGGUUCUGCAGAUCAACCCAGGUGUUUAUCUAGAAUAAAAAAAUGUUUCUGAUUGCUACUGUGGUUGUGUGUAAGACUGAAAUGCUGAAAGAGAACUGUGUAACCCUCCCACUCCGAGUCUGAGAGAGACCUGGCAUUGGCUUUCUGAACACUUCUGCAACCUGAACCAAAAACCUGCUGUGGGAAUGUAGACUUACCAUAGAGUUGUGGAAGAAAACUUCAAUCGUGUCACUUCUCUCGGUCUUCAGAGCAGUCAACAUGGUUUUGAUGUAGGUUUUAGAUUAUGUAUAUAUAAAUCUUAUUGAAGUACCAACAGCAAACCAUAAAUAAAAUGUGGACUUAAUUGAAGAA